UUUAUUCUUCUUGCUGGGCAAGAAAGAGAGAGAGAGAGAGAGAGAGAGAGAGAGAGAGAGGUUGAGAAGAAGAGGAAUUGAAUAUGGAUUUCGAGCUGAGAGCGGCGAGGGAGAAGCUUGAGAGGGAGCAGAGGGAGAGGAAGGCCAAAGCCAAGGCCAAGCUUGAGAAGGAGAGGAAGGCUAAGGCGGAGGCGGCUCGUCAGCGUGAUGCUAUCGAAGCGGUUCAGAGAACCAGAAGGAUCGAUGCUGCCAGCGCCCUUCUCCAGGCAGAACAGCAGAUGGAGGAAAAUUUGCUCAUUGGAAAAGGAGUUGUCUUCUCCCGGAUUCUUGAAGCCUCACUCUGCGAGGGAUAUGGAGAUAAGAUAAAACUCCCACCUUCUUGUUUCUCAGAAUUGUCUGAGCAAGGAGCUCUUGAUAAAGGUCCUAUGUAUUUUAGGCUGUCGAAAGUUGAUAACCACGCUUCUUCAGGAUCUGAUAUCAGCGGUCACACUCCUGGAACAACUUACUCAGGUGUUCUUGAAUUUACUGCUUCUGAAGGUUCUGUGGAGCUACCUCCACAUGUCUGGAACAACUUGUUCUUAGGUGGCCGUCCUGAUGUUCCUUUAGUUGAUGUCUGUUAUGUUAGCUUGCUGAAAGGUACAUAUGCAAAACUGCAAUCUGAAGAUACGAGUUUCUUUGAUGUCCCUAACCACAAGGCUGUUCUUGAAACAACACUUCGCCGGCAUGCAACCCUAUCUCAAGGUGAUAUUAUUACCGUCAAUCAUGGAGAACUAGUGUACAGAUUACAGGUUCUUGACCUUAAACCAGCAGCAAGUGUGUCUGUUCUUGAAACAGAUAUCCAAGUUGAUAUAGAGGGAGUGUACUCUGAUUCCAAUGGCAAUAAGAACCAAUAUACCCUUAUACCCCUUGUUCUGGGGAAGUCUGAAUCAGGAACUGUUGAGGAAGGAAAGUUUAACUACUAUAAGUUUUCCAUUGAAGAUAACAUGAGGGAGGAGGUUGCAUCUGGGAUUGCAAAUCUUGAAGUAAGAAUAGAGGUUGACUCAUGUGAUGGGGACACCAAUGUAUAUGUAUCUAGGCAUCCAUUGGUUUUCCCAACUCCUCACCUUCAUGAAUGGUCUUCUCAUGAGAUGGGCUCAAAAAGAUUGAUUCUUAAUCAGAGGGAUCCAAGUAUGGUUGCCGGUACCUACAGCAUUGGGGUCUUUGGUUUCAAGGGACUUACUAGAUAUAGUAUAUCGGUUGUUCUUAACAAUAACAAUGUCCAUAAAGUCGGAGAACAAGCUAAUACUUCAUCUCAAACUGAUAUGGAUUCUUCAGAAUGUCGGAAUUGCAGACACUUAAUAUCAAACCGGACGUUGAUGCUUCAUGAAGCCUACUGCAUCAGACACAAUGUUCUUUGCCAGCACGAUGGUUGUGGCAUUGUUCUUAAGAAGGAAGAAGCAGAAAAUCACGCACAUUGUACCAAGUGUGGAAGGGGCUUAUCACAGGGAGAGAUGGAGAAGCAUAUGAAAGUUUUUCACGAGCCUAUUCAUUGUUCAUGCGGAAUCAUGCUAGAGAAGGAGGACAUGGUUCAACAUCAAAUCUCGCAAUGCCCGCUGCGGCUAAUUACAUGUCGUUUUUGUGGAGACAUGGUUCAAGCAGGGAGCUUAGCAGUUGAUGCCCGGGAUAGGUUGAGAGGACUCUCUGAGCACGAAAGUAUUUGUGGGUCGAGAACGGCGCCAUGUGAUUCAUGUGGCAGGUCAGUGAUGCUAAAGGAGAUGGAUAUUCAUGUGAUUGCAGUGCACCAGAAGAGUUGACAGCUUAAGUAUGAUUUUCAUCUUCUUCAAUGAUUCAGUUUCCUUUGCAUGGUUUUGCAAUGGAAAAAUCAUUAUUGCCAGCUUUGGAACUCUCUCUUGUGGAUUUCUGUAUUUGUGUUAGGUUUCAUUUCAAAACAAGUGAUUACUGUAUAAACGAAUCCUGGGGCUGUGUUGUGCUAUUGUCCUGGGACUUACCAGAAAUCUCUGUUCAAUUUGUCUUCAGUCCCUGGAGCUUCUAGGCUCAUUAGAUUCUUGUUGCAUUGGUCUAUAAUUUUGUAAAAAUAAGUUGUUUGUUUCACUGGUUUAUUUUUGAAGACCAUAUGAAUCUUUUAAAUGGA
Messenger RNA from Dioscorea cayenensis subsp. rotundata (Guinea yam), 2131 nucleotides. RefSeq lists its product as uncharacterized. Gene Ontology annotation, molecular function: polyubiquitin modification-dependent protein binding. Gene Ontology annotation, cellular component: VCP-NPL4-UFD1 AAA ATPase complex. NCBI's taxonomy places the organism in Eukaryota, Viridiplantae, Streptophyta, Magnoliopsida, Dioscoreales, Dioscoreaceae. The record is from RefSeq and is a predicted model, not a curated record.